Messenger RNA from Drosophila miranda, 3547 nucleotides. Its product is annotated as dipeptidase 1. Gene Ontology annotation, biological process: proteolysis. The record is from RefSeq and is a predicted model, not a curated record. The transcript is spliced from 7 exons. Gene Ontology annotation, molecular function: metallodipeptidase activity. NCBI's taxonomy places the organism in Eukaryota, Metazoa, Arthropoda, Insecta, Diptera, Drosophilidae. Bases 24 to 1325 code for a protein of 433 amino acids.
AGCGCCGCGCUCCUUGAGGGGCAAUGAAAUCACGGAAGCUGCCAAAGGGCUUCGUGCUUUGUGGCCUCAACUGUCUGACCUUCGUUUACUUCCCGCUCGUCCUGCCCAUCCUGAAAUGCUCGGCCGGGGCCGCGGCCAGCGCCAGCGGCAACGCCAAGGCCAGCGACGAUUUCGACUAUCGCAUGCAACGCGUCCGGAAUGUCCUGAAGGAGGUGCCCCUCAUCGACGGCCACAACGAUCUGCCCUGGAACAUACGCAAGUUCCUCAAGAAUCAGCUAAAGGACUUCCACUUCGGUGGCGAUCUCCGGGAACUGGCUCCCUGGUCGUCGAGUGCCUGGAGCCACACAGACCUGCGCCGCCUCAAGGAGGGCAUGGUCUCGGCACAAUUCUGGUCAGCCUACGCCCCCUGUUCGUCGCAGCAUCUGGAUGCCGUGCAGCUGACACUGGAGCAAAUCGAUCUCAUCCGGCGCCUGGUGCAGCUUUAUCCUCAUCACAUGGCUCUUGUGACGACGGCCACGGGCAUCGAGCAGACACAUCGCACGGGGAAGAUCGCCAGCCUGAUAGGGGUGGAGGGUGGACAUGCCAUCGGCACCAGUCUGAGUGUCCUGCGGAUGUUCUAUCAGCUCGGCGCACGAUACUUGACUCUCACACACACCUGCAAUACACCUUGGGCGGACUGCUGCAAAGUUGACGAGCCCGGGAAGUAUCCACACAUUGGCGGACUCUCGCAGUUCGGCAAGUUGGUGGUCAAGGAGAUGAAUCGUCUUGGGAUGAUUGUUGAUCUGUCGCAUGUGUCGGUGCCAACCAUGCUGGAUGCUUUGGCCGCCUCUAGGGCGCCGCUCAUCUUUUCGCACUCCUCGGCGCAUGCCAUCUGCAACAGUUCCCGCAAUGUGCCCGAUCAUGUCCUGCAACGCAUUGCAAUAAAUGGCGGUCUGGUUAUGGUCGCCUUUUAUCCACAUUUCGUCAGCUGCUCGGGACAGGCAACACUGCACGAUGUUGUUGCGCAUAUCAACCACAUAAGGGAGGUGGCUGGCAUCGAUCAUGUGGGCAUUGGUGCUGGCUACGAUGGAGUCAACUUAGUGCCCAAAGGACUGGAGGAUGUGUCCAAAUAUCCGCAUCUUUUUGCUGCUCUACUCGAGUCUGAUAAAUGGUCAGAGGAGGAUAUUGCCAAGUUGGCUGGCAGGAAUCUAAUACGUGUAUUCAAGGAAGUCGAAGCGGUGCGUGAUCAAAUGGAACUCCUGCGGGUGCCACCCAUUGAUCAGUCAAUUCCAGCCGAAGACAUUAUGGGCAGAUCCUAUUGUCGUUAUCAAGGACCAAGAACGUGAUAAUUUCUUCAUAUGUAAAGUUCAUCCCCCAUUCACACAUAUACAUAUAUUCAUCCACAUACAUAUACGUACACAUAUACACACAUAUACAAAUAGAGCGAAUCUCCCGCGGCGAGAGAAUAGCAAAAAAUUAUGUCAAGCGUACGUGUUGUAAAGUGAAACUUGUUUUAGGUUAAUUGACAAAGUUUUUCUUCGUUUUUUGUUUUUGUUUUUUGUUCGUGUUUUAUUUGUUGAGUAUUGUUUGCUUGUCUAUGUGUGUGUGUAGGCAACGCGGACACACUCAGUCAUACACAGAUACUCAGACAUUUUUCAAUCGCUCAGACCUGGGGCAGUGUUGGCCAGCUGGUGCCCGCCGCUGCCAGACAACUUUGUGCGCAGCUGGCAUCGCCCAUAAACAAAUACAAAGUGGCAAGCAGAGACUGCCACAUGCCACAUACCACUGCACCCCCAACCCCAACCCUAUCCACCUCUGUCCCUCCCACCCCCAGAUCCGCCAACAUUGUGUAAAUAUCAUUGCCAUGUUUAUUUUUAUCUCUAGCUCUAAGUCAGGCAGUGUCAGCGGAAAGAGUGGAAAAAGAUAACUAAAGAAAAAACCAGGAAAAAGCCUGGAAAAACAGCACACAAAAGCUAGGAAAAAAGUAAUCCCUAUAAUAGCUAAAGUAAAGCACAGUUAGCCCCAAAUUAAUAAAUCCGAUACAAAGUAAAAACGGGAAACCAAAAAACCAAAGCUGAUCCCCGAAAAGUCAAGAGGAAAAUCUAAUUUUUCAGGAAGUAUUUUUUCUAUGAAAAAGUUAUUAAAGUUUAUCAAAAGGAAAAAGAAAUAGCUAAUAGUUAAUACAUAAAAAAUACCUGUUACAGUUUUAUAUACAUUGUUGCCGGGCCAGUGGCCAUGGACCAGUGGGUUGGAGAGAUUGACACGAUUCCGAUUUACGAAUCGGGCUCAUUAAUCUCAGCCACUGAGCCGCUUUCAUUAGCCCGGCGAAUAUGUAUUCAAAAAGGUUUAAUUACAACGUUAUUCGUUUAAAGCGUUUUUAAUUUUGUUAUUAACCUAAAUGAAAUUUCCAUUUAAUAAGUUAAUUAACAUUAAACAUUUAAUUAGCAAAGGUUUUUAUUUAUAUGAAAAAAUACAGCAAAUAUAUAAAUGAGAAAAGCCAAAAAACAAAAAACCAAAAACAAAAAAACAAAAUGAAAGUUAUUCAAUGCACGCAUUGAAUGUAACCACAUUUUUUGCAUCAUUUGGCAAUUUGUAAGGCUUAAAUGCCAAUCUUUUAAUCAAUAUUCAAAUAAAGCAAAGCGUUGCGCUGCAAAGGAAAAACGGAAAAAUGAUGAUGGUAAAAAACAUAUUGUAUAAUUAAUAGAUCCAUACAAAAUUCAACCCGCCAAAAUUGCGAAUAAGUUCACAAGGAAAACCCAUUAAGCAUGAAAUAAUAUAUAACGACAAUUGUAUAGCCAGCAUAUGAGAAGAAAAGUUUGUUCAAGAACCAUUAAACGCAUAUAGAAACCAAUAAAAAAAAGGACAAACACUCUCAUACGAGUAUAUAGAUAUGUAUAUUUAAAUAUUUUGUUUUAAUUUAGUCAUCAAAGAUUUCGAGUUGGGUUUUUGUGGGGGUGGGGUUGGGAGGGUAACGAAAAGUAACCUUUGAACAAAUUUUUGCAGCUCAACUAAUAGAUUAGAUCCAACCUUUUUUUGGUUACCAAAAAAUACGAAACAUAUUUAAAGUUUAAGCCAGGCGAUGGGGAUGGGCGCAACAAAGUAAAGGCAAAAAUAACACAUGUGAUCAAAAAUAAAAUUAAAUUACAUAUAUAUAUAUUAUUACUAUUUAAUUACUACGAUAAUUUAAUGUUUAACAAGAGGAAAAACAAAAAUAAAAAGAACAACUUAUUGAGAAUUCCACAAUUUUUGAUUGCUGAUGGAAAUUGCAAACAAAAACUCAACUUUAUUGAUAACAAUUAGCAAAUAAUGAAAGCGAAAAGAAACCUAAUUAAAUGUAACCCGUAUAGAAAAAAUUCUCAAAAUGCUAACAGCGUUAAUACCCUGUAAAUAUUUGGAUGAAUACUGAUCAAAUUGUAAUAAUAAUUGAAUGGAAAAGUAUGUCAAGUUGUGAAAAAUGAAAAAUAACCAUAUUCAUGUGUGUAUAUUGGGAGGAUGUCGAUGUCGUAAAUGGCCAGCAGAAGAAUACCAACAGAAAUAUAAAUAAAUUCAUAAAAAUUAUACAAAAACA